UGCGCCCUUUUCAACUACUUCAAUUUGUUGCUUCCUUGUUGCGGACCUCAGACAAGACAUUUUUCUAGUUAUAUACACAGUGACAAUCGAUGGUAUAAGUUUGUGAUGGAAAUGGAUGACUGGCAAUCUGGAAAAUCAUUGAAAGAGAGGAUGCAAUUUAUGUUGCAAGAACAGUUGAUGUGUGAUGUUACAUUUUUAGUAGGAGCACCUGGAUAUGCCACACAUUUUCCUGCCCACAAAUACAUGUUAGCCAGUGCAAGCAGUGUGUUUUUUGCUAUGUUCACGGGCCAAUUGCAAGAGAAAGAAGAUGUGACAAUAACUGAUAUUGAUCCAGUUAUUUUUAAUUUGAUGUUGCAAUUUAUUUACUCAGAAGAUGUUGAGAUCAACUUUGGUAAUGUGGAGGGUUUGUUGAUUGCUGCAGACAAAUACUUCAUUGAGCUGCUGAAGGAUAAAUGUAUUUGCUUCUUAAAGGGCAAUUUGAACUGUGACUAUGUAUUUAAUGUUCUUGAAUUAGCUUUUGGUUUAAACAUGGUAAAAUUGAAGUCUGAUGCAUUAGAUUUUAUUUUGAAAAAUGGUCAAAACUGCUUAAGCACAGAUUUAUUUUUAGAAUUACCACCAGAAUAUGUAAAACAUAUUAUUAAAUCAGACAAAUUAAGAUGCAAGGAAGAAAUUGUUUAUGAGCAAAUGGUCAAAUGGGCAAAAUUAAAGUCUACCAAAAGAAACUCACCAGAGAGAGACCAGAGCAUCAGGGAUUGUCUUGGUGAUUUAUUAUAUCUGAUCAGAUUCCCAACAAUGGAGCAAGAUUAUUUUACUGGUAAUGUUUUGAAAAGGGACAUACUGACAAUAAAUGAAAAACUAAAUGUUUACCAAUCCUUUACAGAAAAAGAGAGACUGACCAUGAGCAGCAUGUUCACUUUAGAAAAGAGACAUUCAAAGGUACAUUUUAAAAGAUGUUCUGCUGAUGAUCGAAAAUUUGCAGUCUGGGAAUGUACUUCUAAAGAUGACUGUGUUGAUUUUGAAACAUCAUUUGAUGGUAAAUUGUGCUCUGUCUCGUUAUUUGGACCAAAAAACUACUCUGGAUCCAUUGAUUUAACAGUUAAUAUUUUUUCAGGAAAUUCAGUUUUAAGUACCCAAAAAAACAAGCUGAAAUCAGAAUACCAAACAAAGAUUUAUGAAAUUCAUUUAAAUCACCCUGUUGAAAUAUGUAAACAGAGUAGAUAUACCAUUGUGGUAAACAUGAGUGGACCCAAAACAUUCAAAGGAAAAGAUUACAAACAAAUAUGCAAUAAAGAUGGUUUAUCAAUGACAUUUUUACCCCCAUCUAUGCCAUCACCUAAUACCACCAGUGAAAAAAUUGGGCAAAUACCAGGACUUGUGUUUGAUGUUUAUACAUGACAUUUUGUUGAGUUGUGAUUUUGUUUAAGUGGAUUUUUUUUAUAUGUCAUGUAUGUAGGAGCAUGUAUACACACUGCAUUCAUUUUUGCUUUUUUUGUCAUUUUUCCCUCAUUUGUCAUGUUAAUGACUUCAUGGAUAAAACUUACCUCAUACUAAGCAAAUGAGCAAAGUUAAUAAGCAUAUUAUAUAAUGCACAAACAAAAAUGUAUGUUUUGUUUUUGUUUUUUUGUUUUUUCAUAAUACUUGUAUCCAGAGCAUUAUUUUGAAAAUAUCUUUUUUUCAUUUUUUACUUAAUUAUUUAAACAAUAAAUAGACCUAGUUUUUUCCACAGUUAACAAGUAGAUACGGGUUGGGGUUAAAGUUUGUUGCACACCAAAUACUUCCUCAUACCCUCAUUGAAUUUUAUGAAACUUUAGCAGAAACUUUUUGUACGAUUCAGAGAUAAUGCAUAAAUUGGCUGUAUUUUCAUUUUUGAUAUUUUUUUUGAUAGAUGAACUACUGAUUAGUUUUUUUUACAGCUAACAUCUACAGAUAGUCUUGGAUUUAAUAUUUUUGACAGGAUAAGUUUGUAAACCUUUAUCGAUUGUUAUGUUGAAGACAGAAGCUAAUCUCCAAGACCAAGAAAAGGCAUUUGUUGAAGGCCAUUCGCUGACCUAUAGUUGUUAAUUUCUGUUUCAUUUGGUCACUUGUGGAGAGUUGUCUCAUUGGCAAUCAUACCACAUCUUCAAUUUUAAUAUUUGAUGAAAAGGUUGGAAUUUGUUUUAAAGUUCUGUAUUAUACUGAUAAAUUGACACACUUUUAAGUCAACGUUAUACUUUUACACUGACAGCCCUUAUUGUAGGCGAUACACAGGGUGCUGCAGAACACCUUACAAUUUUUUUAUUUAGCUGCUUUAGUUAUUUUUUGGUAUUCAAAGAUUGCAUGAAAUGCAACUAAAGCCCAACACAAUUGACUUUCAAUGUAAAUCACUACCGUUGAUAGUUAAAAAAAAACCAGUAGAGUGGAGUGAAUAUUAUUAACACCAUAUCUAGUCAUUUUCAUAUAAUUUAUUGAUGAUAUAUGUUAUACUUUAAUAUCUAAGAUAUCAUAUUGAGUGUAUUUGAAUUAGCAUACUUCUCAAGAAAACAUUUUAUUAUUUAAAAAUACAUAAUUAGUAAUGCAUGGUGUAUGCAUCUGCUAUAUAAAUAGAUUCGACUCAAAAUGUACACCCAUGAACAAAGAAAGAUAUAUAUCUAACUCAAAUUUUGAAUUUGCCUUGCAAAAUACAGUAAAAUUGUAAACAGAUAUAUCAUGUUAAGGAGGGGUAUUUGAGAAAAAUACCAGUCGAGAGAAUGGUAAAUUUCACGAGCCGUAAGGCGAGGAAAAUUCAUUCUCAAGACUGGUAUACAUGAUAUAUCUGUUUAAUUACCACCGAAUCUUAAUGUUCAAAAAUGCAUUGAUGAUUGUGACGUUACAAGUGUCCAGUCGGAUAGAGUAUUUUUUUGGCAAAUAACACGGAGGCGUUUAAAAAAUAACGAUAUUCAUUUGAUAACAGUAAAUUGGUGAAAAAUACACUAGCUAUCAACCAAUCAAAAUUCAGGAUUCUUACAUAAGGUGUAAUUAUUUCAUUUUUAUACGACCGCAAAUUUUGAAAAAAUUUUCGUCGUAUAUUGCUAUCAUGUUGGCGGCGUCGUCGUCGUUGUCGUCUGAAUACUUUUAGUUUUCGCACUCUAACUUUUAGUAAAAGUGAAUAGAAAUCUAUGAAAUUUUAACACAAGGUUUAUGACCAUAAAAGGAAGGCUGGUAUUGAUUUUGGGAGUUUUGGUCCCAACAUUUUAGGAAUUAGGGGCCAAAAAGGGCCCAAAUAAGCAUUUUCUUGGUUUUCACACCAGAACUUUAGUUUAAGUUAAUAGAAAUCUAUGAAAUUUUGACACAAGGUUUAUAACCACAAAAUAAAGGUUGGGAUUGAUUUUGGGAGUUUUAUUUUCAACAGUUUAGGAAUUAGGGGCCAAAAAAGGGCCCAAAUAAGCAUUAUUCUUGGUUUUCGCACAAUAACUUUAGUUAAAGUAAAUAGAAAUCAAUGAAAUUUAAACACAAUGUUUAUGACCACAAAAGGAAGGUUGGUAUUGAUUUUGGGAGUUUCGGUCCCAACAGUUUAGGAAUUAGGGGCCAAAAAGGGACCCAAAUAAGCAUUUUUCUUGGUUUUCGCACCAUAGCGUUAGUAUAAGUAAAUAGAAAUCUAUGAAAUUUAAACACAAGGUUUAUGACUAUAAAAGGAAGGUUGGUAUUGAUUUUGGAAGUUUUGGUCCCAACAGUUAAGGAAAAAGGGGCCCAAAGGGUCCAAAAUUAAACUUUGUUUGAUUUCAUCAAAAUUGAAUAAUUGGGGUUCUUUAAUAUGCCGAAUCUAACUGUGUAUGUAGAUUCUUAAUUUUUGGUCCCGUUUUCAAAUUGGUCUACAUUAAGGUCCAAAGGGUCCAAAAUUAAACUUAGUUUGAUUUUAACAAAAAUUGAAACCUUGGGGUUCUUUGAUAUGCUGAAUCUAAAAAUGUACUUAGAUUUUUGAUUAUUGGCCCAGUUUUCAAGUUGGCCCAAAUCGGGGUCCAAAAUUAAACAUUGUUUGAUUUCAUCAAAAAUUGAAUAAUUGGGGUUCUUUGAUAUGCCAAAUCUAACUGUGUAUGUAGAUUCUUAAUUUUUGGUCCAGUUUUAAAAUUGGUCUAAAUUAAAGUGCAAAGUGUCCAAAAUUAAACUAAGUUUGAUUUUAACAAAAAUUAAAUUCUUGGGCCUCUUUGAUAUGCUGAAUCUAAACAUGUACUUAGAUUUUUGAUUAUGGGCCCAGUUUUCAAGUUGGUCCAAAUCAGGAUCUAAAAUUAUUAUAUUAAGUAUUGUGCAAUAGCAAGUCUUUUCAAUUGCACAGUAUUGUGCAAUGGCAAGAAAUAUCUAAUUUCACAAUAUUGUGAAAUAGCAAAUUUAUUUUUUUAUUAAGAGUUAUCUUUCUUUGUCCAGUAUAGUAAGCAAGAAAUAUCUGCAAGAAUUUUUUUUAAUUGGAGUUAUCUUUCUUUGUCCAGAAUCAACUUAAAUCUUUGUUAUAUACAAUAUACAAUGUAUAUUCACUUUUUACUACCAACUGAUAAAUUUAAAUAAUCUUUACCAUUCAGUGGUAACAAGCAGUUUUUUUACAUCAUGUAUUUAAAUGAGUAGUAAUUGUUGCAAACUCCAUUAGAAUAUUUUAAUUGAAAUUAGUUUUGGAAUAAGGGAAAGGGGGAUGUGAAUAAAAAAUUGGGUUAAAUUUUUCUCAUUUGAAAUUUCAUAAAUAAAAAGAAAAUUUCUUCAAACAUUUUUUUGAGAGGAUUAAUAUUCAACAGCAUAGUGAAUUGCUCUAAGAGAAAACAAAAAUUUUAAGUUCAUUUGAAUACAUUCAUUCUGUGUCAGAAACCUAUGCUGUGUCAACUAUUUAAUCACAAUCCAAAUUUAGAGCCGAAUCCAGCUUGAAUGUUGUGUCCAUACUUGCCCCAACCGUUCAGGGUUCAACCUCUGCGGUCGUAUAAAGCUACGCCCUGCGGAGCAUCUGGUUAAACUCAUAAAAUUGCAGGAUAAAAGCAAUCUAUAUAUUUCAGUCCUCACAAAUACUUUGUUUUGUUUUAUUUUGUUUUGUUUCUGAAUUAUUAGUGCUUUUGUGUAUGCUUUCUUGUUACAAGUAUGCUUUAUGCUUUAGGGAUAUAUUUGUGAAGUGACAUUGUUUGUAUAUAUAUGUUCCAGGGGAAAAAAAGAUAGAUUUUGUAGAAUAACUAGCAGUUUUAUUAAUUUUGUGAAAUGCCUGAUUUUAGUGUAAUCAAAUUUGUAUCAAAUAAUUCAUAAUGUUUACGAAGUGUACUCAUGUAUUAUAGAAACAAGAAUAAUAAAAAAACCUGAAAUGUACAAGUAAUUUAAUAAAAGUGUAAGUAAGUAAGUUUCAUGAAAUUGUAAAACAUGUUAUAAAAAUCUGAAAAUAUUGCUACAUGGAUUUGGUGAAAUUCCUAAUAACAAAUUUAAGCUAUUCAAACCAUAUACAUAUCAUGAAUGUUUAA
This is a messenger RNA of Mytilus trossulus (common blue mussel), 5438 nucleotides long. RefSeq names its product BTB/POZ domain-containing protein 6-like. NCBI's taxonomy places the organism in Eukaryota, Metazoa, Mollusca, Bivalvia, Mytilida, Mytilidae. The record is from RefSeq and is a predicted model, not a curated record. Bases 106 to 1395 code for a protein of 429 amino acids. Gene Ontology annotation, molecular function: protein binding. Gene Ontology annotation, cellular component: cytosol. Gene Ontology annotation, biological process: neurogenesis. The transcript is spliced from 3 exons.